CAAACACAGAAAAAUUCCUGGUGAAGCGACUGAGAUCCACGUGAAUAUUAUAAAGAUGGCAUUUAUUAAGGAGGAGAAUGAAGACAUGAAGAUUGAAAGAGCAUUCAGUGUGAAGCAAGAAGAUACUGACACACAAACAGACCUGAUGGCACCCAAAGAGGAGAGUGAAGAACUGAAAGAAAUGGAAGAGAAAGACCAGACACAUAAUUUCAUGACUGGAGAAAAAUCCACGCAGACUGAAAAGAUUUCCUCACGAAAAAAGACUAAGAUGACCAAAUCUAAAUGUUCUUUCAUCUGCCCACAGUGUGGAAAACGUUUCACUCAAAAAGCAAACCUUAAAGUCCACAUUAGAAGUCACACUGGAGAGAAGCCUUUCACCUGUAAACUGUGUGGGAGGAGCUUCUCGCGAAAAGAAAGUCUUAAGAUUCACAUGACAAUUCACACUGGAGAGAAGCCAUUUGUAUGUGGUCAGUGUGGAAAGAGUUUCAGAUGUAAGGAAAUCCUUAAUUCCCACACGAGGGUCCACUCGGAAGAGACCCAUUUUAGAUGUCAUCAGUGUGGAAGGAUUUUCCGAUUCAAAAAAAACCUCAAUACUCACAUGAGAGUUCACUCUGGAGAGAAGCCUUACUCAUGCCAUCACUGUGGAAAGCGUUUCGUUCAUAAAGUAAGCCACAAGAAUCACAUGAAGAUUCACAAUGAAGAGAAGCCAUUCAUGUGUGCUCAGUGUGGAACAUGUUUCAAGUAUAAAGCAACCCUUAAUGCCCACAUGAGAGAUCACACUGGAGAAACUCCGUUCACCUGCAAGUUGUGUGGGAAGAGCUUCUCACAUAAAGGAAAUCUGAAGACUCACAUGAGAAUUCACACCGGAGAGCAGCCAUUCACAUGUGAACAGUGUGGAAAGAGUUUCAUACGUAAAGAAACCCUUGAUUCCCACAUGAGAGUUCACACUGGAGAGAGCCCUUACAGCUGCAAAGUGUGUGGGAAUGGCUUCUCACGAAAGGGCAAUCUUAAUACGCACAUGAAAAUUCACACCGGUGAGAAGCCGUUCGUUUGUGACCAGUGUGGAAAGAGUUUUGGACGUAAAGAAACACUUAAUUACCACAUGAGGAUUCAUUUAAGAGAGAACAGUUUAACAUGUCAUGAGUGUGGAAAGAGUUUCACAGAUAGUAAUCUCCUUAAGAAGCAUGUAGUAAUUCACAUCGGGGAUAAGCCUUUCAUGUGUUAUUUCUGUGGAAAGACUUGUAAAACCAAAUCAAACCUUGAGAAUCACAUCAAAGUUCACACUGGAGAGAAGCCUUUCACCUGCCAAGAGUGUGGAAAAGGUUUUACAGUUAAAGGAAACCUUCACAUUCACAUGAGAGUUCACACCGGAGAGAAGCCUUACAUUGUGACAUGCAAUGAUCUUCUAGGAUUGCUAAAAUUAUUCAGUGUGUCUUGGGCUUAA
Messenger RNA from Sinocyclocheilus rhinocerous, 1444 nucleotides. Its product is annotated as gastrula zinc finger protein XlCGF26.1-like. The coding region runs from base 56 to 1444 and encodes 462 amino acids. The record is from RefSeq and is a predicted model, not a curated record. Gene Ontology annotation, molecular function: RNA polymerase II cis-regulatory region sequence-specific DNA binding; DNA-binding transcription activator activity, RNA polymerase II-specific. The transcript has 2 exons. Gene Ontology annotation, biological process: regulation of transcription by RNA polymerase II. Gene Ontology annotation, cellular component: nucleus. Lineage: Eukaryota; Metazoa; Chordata; Actinopteri; Cypriniformes; Cyprinidae.